AGCCCAUGCGACUCCCUCCGGGUCCUAUAAAUAGAAACCAAUCCAAAUCCACCUACUCAUUUCCUCCACUGAAUACAUGCCAUGCGAACUCGAUUCCUCACCACCAACUAUUUCACUCCCUCUGCUUCAUCAUCAUCAUCGUCAUCCAGAGCCCCAGAAACCCUAACUUUCCUCCACCUCCCAGUUCCGCAUCCUCCUCCUCCCACUCUCUGCAACUUUGAAGACAUCCUCUGCUCAUCCUUCCACUCCGUCCUCUCCUUCUCUCUCGCAAUCGACAGGUUGCCGAUCGACGCUGCUCUUUCUAGACUUUUUUCGGAUGUUCUUCCUCAGAUUAUUGAGGGCGGAGUCGCAGGUUUCACUUAUGAUGAGCGGAGGAGUUUCAUGGCCGGAGGUGCUGAGAUUCGGUCUUUGGAGGAGGGAAAUAAAAUCACCAUUGAUCAUGGGGAUGAAAACAAGUUUCAAAUAGUACAAUUUGACACACCAGAGCUAGAUAUGUUGUUGGAAAAUGCUUGGUUAUUUGAAAAUGAGGAGAUGCAAAUUCCCCUUGAAGUUCCAGACAUUGAAAAUAAUCUGGAUAUGCUCAAACCAGGGCUUAAAAUGCAAUAUCCUCAUGUAGUUCUAGAAUCAGUUUAUUCAGUUUAUUCAGUUGAAGAUAUUACUGUGAAUUACCCUAUGGAUCAAAAGACUUAUAUGUUGGAAGAUGCCAGUUCUAUUCAGGAGCAAAUUCACUGUUGUCAUAGCACAUUUCCUCUUUUAGAAGUGGAUGAGACAAAUUUGGGAAUUUCAACAACUCUUUCGGUGGAUGAUGAACUUCUUUUACAUUUUGAAAACAUUAAAUCCCAUUGUUGGACUCAAAAAGAAGACGUGAUGGUUGAUGGCAAGGAGCUUUUGGGUUCUAUGGAAAUUAUGCUAGAAUAUUUUUCAGGUCAUUGUUCAUCAAAGCAGUGCCUCAAAUAUGAGUUGACUAGCCAAAAUUUGUUCCUAGAAAUGGAUAUUUUUAUGAGCACUUUGGAGAAUUCACAUUUUGAAGGGAACUCAGAAUUUCUUCCCAGGAUAUCAGAUAACUUUUCUUUCUCAUCACUAAGCCCAAUUCAUUUUCAGGAAUUCCAGAUCCUUGAUACGGAUUCAUCUCAGUUUUUGGAAGUUUUUUCCAUGUUACAAACAGACGAUGAACCAGGAGCAUGUGGACAGUUGUUCAUGGAGCAUAUGAAUGUAAAGAAUUUUCAUGAAUUGAUUGUUAGUCAUGAGCUAGCUCUUGUUGAUGACACAUUCAAGGCACUUCCUGUACCUGGUUUCACUGAUCAUGAAAAGAUAAUGUCAGUCCAUGCCAUUGUUGAGGAAAUACUAGCAGAGCUAAAGUCACAGCCUUUAUUGGCAUCUGAUGGGAUAUAUUUGGAUUGGCAUCUUUUGGAGGAAGAUAAAUGCAACUCUGUUAUAUAUUCCACUUAUCGGAAGAUGUUUGAGGGGAUAGAUAGUUACAGUAUUGAUUCAGAUCUGAAAACUGUUGAUUGUGGGAUGCUUGUAUUUGAUUUUGUCUUCUCAGGUGACACCUCAAAUAUGGAAGAUAUAGAAGAAAGCAAGGAAUCACUCAACAUGCUCUCUGGUGGAAACUCAAUGCUUAAUGGGCAUCUCAUUGGAGGCACUUCAAGUAAGUUGUUGGAUAUUGGACGUCGAAAAGCCGGGGAUGAAGAACUAUCUUCUCACACUACUGCAGAGAAAGUUUCAUCAUUAUUCAAAUCUUUGUAUCAGUUCAGUGAUCUUGAGUUUUUCUUAAAUCCUCAGAAAGCUCCUGGUAGAGCAAAUAUUGAACCUGCCAUCAAGGACAUUGAUAACAAGGCUGCAAUUCCCAUGGUUUCAUCCAGUGACCAAAUUGCAGUAUGUGCUUCCACUGAAGUACAAUUUCAGAAGUGGGAUAUUAGGCUUUACCAGGUUAAGUUGUCUGACAAUAUUGUGGCCAUCAUUAGUAUCUUGCAAAAGAACUAUCUAACCAUAUUGGAGAAUAAUACAGAGCUGAAAAAGAUGCUUGAUUUAUUUCUAGAUGCAGACAGUUAUCAAUUGCUCAGGCUUCCAAAAGAGAGGUUGAUGGACUGCAUUAAGAAACUAUGUUCACAGCGAAGCCCUUUGGCUCAUGGAGAUGAAAGCAUAAUGACAUUGGUCACAUUGUAUGCAAUUAAGCAGAUGGCUUGGUACUUGUGUUUCUAUGGCAUCCACACAACUCAUCUAUAUUUAGACAAGUUAUAUCAAAACCUGGAGUAUUUGAAAUGUAGAUUAAGCUUGCUUCAGUCAUUGAUUGAAGAUGCACAUGAGAAGGCUGACAAAGAACUAACUAGAUCACACCCCUCACUAUCUGUCAUCCAGGGAAUUUUGCAGUCGAAUGCUGCUACAGGAAAUUUGAAAGUAUUGAUUGUGGCUGAGCAAGUUUUCUGGUUGUCUUUGAAGAAGUUGUUGACUUCCAUGAGAAUAUCAUUCAAUGAGCUACAAAAUUUUCACAUGCAUAAUAAGAAUCAUCCAGAUGCCUGUGAGAGUAAUGAAUUCACAGAUGGUAAAAUAGAUGAUCUGUUGCAUUCAGAUUGCUUAAUAGCAAGCCAAGAGCACAUAUCUGCAUCAUUUCCAUUUAACAAAUUCGGCAUCAUCUUGGAGUAUGGAGGUUCUCAUGUCUCAUCUAGAAUAUCCACUAUUUCGCCAAAGUUAGCUGGUUUGCCUUGUCUUUACCAUUUAAAGAUGGAUCUGGAGGACUUCAGUAUUCCCAAAGCACUUUGUGAGGGGUUUGAUAUGCCUCAGAAUGUUGGAAAUACAAUGGAAGGUAUGAUCCAAUCCAUUGGGGCCCUGCAUGGACAUAUCAAUGACCAGAAAUCUAAGAAUAAAGUAGAAGAUCUUGUAGCUGUAAAUGAAGUAGAUGCUUGUUGUAUGCCUCUGCCUGUUUCUCGUGAGCAAUCUAUUAUGGAAUUUCUGCAUAGUCAGCCAAGCAUGCCAUCUUUUCCUGGCACAGUCAUUGUUGUGAACACUCAAAAUUUUGACAAGGAAAUGUUGAUAUCCAGGAGAAGCACUUACCAAAGAAUUCUUGCAAUGGAGAAAGAAGGAACACAAGUUGUGGAACGUGAUUCAAGUCUGCCUGUAGAUGUUAUAAUUAGUGCUGAUAUUUGCUUAGUGUGGUAUGAUUGCAGCAACAUUGGGAAGAAAACUACUACUCUAGAUGAAGCUUCUUCAUGCUUGCCUUUGUGUGUUGAGGAUAUUGCAACAAAUGUAUUGACAUUGCUGAGUUUUACUUUCAGCGGCUGCAUUCUGGUUUUUGAGGGAGAAAUCAACUUCCUUGCUGCCAUAAUGGAAUCAUCAGAUGGACUCUAUGCUGCUGCGGCCAGUCUGGGAAUUGAUCUACAGCUCUUCUGUUCCUAUUCAUCUGAAUUGACUGAUGAAAUCAUAUUGAGCUCUGUCGGAUAUGCCACUGAGUUAACUAGAUGCCUAUAUACUAAAAUGCCUGAAUCAGAAACCCUUGCAGAGUCAUUUCUUACUAAAUUCCCUUCAAUUAAUCCUCUCACAGCUCAUGCAAUACUGUCUUCUGGUGGCAUGCUUGUUGAGUUCCUAGAAUGGUCACAUGAGCGUCGGAUCCAAGCAAUCCAGAAAUAUCGUGUUCCUGAUGAAAGUGUUACUUUAUUAAGUGCUCUAUGCAGAUAUGGAGAGAGGGAGGAUUCUAAAUCUGGAAUUACAGAGUGCUCAUCUUCAGUAUCUUCCGCUCCUGACUCGGAAAAUUUUCACUAUAAGAUAGAGUCCGAAAGAAAGAAACUGAAGUGCAUUGGGAGUCCUUCCAAAAAUGAUAUACACAGGGAUGGCUUCUUGAACUUUGAGUCACUAAACCAAUUUACAAAUUUCACAGAUUUUGGUUUAAAUACUUCUCAGGUUUCCAAGCAGUAUGGAGAUUCUUGGAUGUCAAAUGGUCCAGAGAUGUUAGAUGGCAUAAAACAUUCCAGUUCAUCUUUGAACAAUAAAUGGUUUGGCCCAAAACAGGGAUUAGAAAUGGCUACAAUGAAGAAUCCUUCCACAUUAUUCAAGCCGAAUGAUUCUCAGGUGUUAAAAGGUAGUGAGAUGCUAUAUGAGGUUAAAAAGCCUGGCUUAUCCUUGAAUGAUAAACUGUUGGGUGAAAGACGAGGAUCAGAUGCAGCUACAAGGGACUGGCAUAACAAUAAUAACCCAGAGGAUCUUCACAAUGACUUUAAGGGUGAAGUUAUUGACCUCAAUGAUAGUUUCUUAAUUGGUGAGGACUUUUCUUCUAUUGCUAAGUCUUCAAGGUUUUCACCUUUGGUUCUUGAGCUGGAAGAAGAUCCUGCAGCAGGAAAAUCAAAAACUUCGAGAAGAUUGUCAUUUAGCAACAGCAGUCAUCCUACAUUUCCUACAGCUGCUGAGAUAAACUCUAAUUCUGAUAUCUGGACUACUCUUAAAGAUCAAAAGCAAAGUUUGGGGAAAGGGAUUGUUGAAUUUGAAGAUACAGAGUUUGGCAAGGGUGACCUGCCUAUGAAACACCAAAAACAACUCUUAGAGGGUUCAAUGCAUAGAUCUGCAAAAGAUUUCUGUGGGCCAUCAUUCCAAGAGAAGGACACACAUUAUAGUGGAACACCACUCUCUAAUGCUCUUAAUUCAGUUCAUCUGCAACAGGGAUCACCCUGGACCAUAGAAUUUCUUAAUAGAGUCAGGGAGAAAAGCAAAUUGCGUCAGCAGUCCCUUCCUUGUGAUAGAUCUGGCCCUUGUUUUGAGUACUCUGAUAACAUAUCAAAAGUUUCAAAGAGAAAAAGUCCAUCUAUUCUUGAAUUUUACAAGUACCAAGGGGGCAGCAGCCGCAGCACAUCCAAGAAAGUAUCAGAACAAAAGGGGCAGAAGAGGCCUUUUCAACCAUCUCGCUCAUACAAGAAAGGAAAUGCUUCAGCCUCCUCAUGUCCGACAUGGACUCCCAUUGAUAAGAGAGCCAGACAGACUCUAUCUUUUGCAACAAAUGGAAGUGGAAGACAAACUAAGCUGGUCUGGGGUGAUGGAAAUGCUCAGUGUCUGAACAAGAGAUUUUGAGAUCAAAAAAGGGCAUGAAGUAUUGGUGGAACACAUAGAGUUCAGGAUCAUUGAAUGAAGUCACAGCUGAGAGAGACAUUUGGUAGAGACAUGGAUUUUAUGCAACCUUUAUCUCAAGCUUGAAUAUUUACUUGGGUUUUGUUGCAAUUGUUCCCUCUUGAGGCCUGGAGCUCUGUCUGAGUGGUGAUAGAAGGCUGUUUGGAUUCCGAUGAGUAGUAGCAUUCUUCAAUCCAAGAUCUUGUGCUGUUGGAGUUAAUGUAGCAUAAGAGCCACAAUUUACUCUGAAGUUUUUGUUUUCACCAUUCUGAGACGUGAUUCUAUCAAGGUCCUCAUCCUGUGGUGCAAUCAAGAAUCAGUUCGAUGAUUGCUUCGUAGGAAAACCAAAACAGUUGACAAUUUGGCUCUGGGAUCUCCUAUGUCGGGAUUUAGUUGCUUGACUUCCUUUUUCUUCAACACCUCUGCAGUGCUCUCGCAAAAAAAACACAGGCAAGUUCACAUUAUUUUGUUAUAGAAAGGGAAAAAAGUGAAUAGAUGGAACCAAACGUCAAUGCUAAUACUCACCUUUGAUUAGCAACUCCUUGCAUAUUCUGGAUUGUGACCUGACUCAAUAGUUUCAUAUACGAAGAAUCUCAUCAGAGUUAAGAGUCUGAAGGGGCAGAGACACAGUCAGCGGUUCAGUAGCCUCUUCAUAGUCUGCAAAGUUAAUUGAAGCUUCUCCCAGAAUACCUGUUUUGGAUGAUCCCUGCCAGAGGAUAAAAUUUGGAAACAGCUCAACAGAAAUCCAAUCAAAAAAUGAAGAACAGAGUGAGAAGUUGGGAUAAUUCUUACAGUUGAAACAAUGAAACGGUUCCUUCCCUGACUGCAGCUUUCUCCAACCUCACAGUUGGCUUCCCAACAUCCUCUGGAAUCAAAGAUAUCAUCAAGAGAUUUCCUCGUGACUCUGGCACCUGAAAAUGAUGCAAGGUAUUCAGGUAUAAAACCAGGUGAGUUUGUCUCCAUAGAUCUUGAAUUACUCACUAACAUUGUCUACUUUUUCAUGAGAAUUUCUUAGUGCAAUUGUUUGCUGGUUUAAGCUGAACUAGAACAAACCCAUUACAAAUAUAGAAGGAAAAGUGAUAAUUUGCUUAUACUUUAUGAAAACACUACUACCUGUGUAGCCUGAAACUGCAAUUUGAAUACAGCUUUGAUCUU
This is a messenger RNA of Vitis vinifera (wine grape), 6243 nucleotides long. RefSeq names its product protein SHORTAGE IN CHIASMATA 1. Gene Ontology annotation, biological process: resolution of meiotic recombination intermediates; reciprocal meiotic recombination. Bases 82 to 5052 code for a protein of 1656 amino acids. The transcript is spliced from 13 exons. The record is from RefSeq and is a predicted model, not a curated record. Lineage: Eukaryota; Viridiplantae; Streptophyta; Magnoliopsida; Vitales; Vitaceae.